UGGCGGAAUUGGAGCGUAUAACGACCAGCGGCUACUAGAGAAUGAGCGGGGAGAUGAGCUCAGGAGUUCCGUUUCAAUGGCAGACGAGACGAGAUCGAAAUUAAUCGCUGUACUUUGGUAUUAGUGUGAUUGAUAUGCUGAUUGAUUGAAUUACACUCUUCGUAUCUCGGAUCGAACUCGCUGCCUCAUCAAACUGGCAAUGCGAUUGAUCGCAUCGUUACCCCGCCGCCAUCGUUGGCGGCAAUCGCCACCGCUCCCAUUAAUUUUUGCUUCUUUCAAUUACUCUCACCCUUCGUCGUCGUCUUCUUCAUCUUCACAAUCCUUAUUUAGUACCUCAAUAAGCAACUACACCACCACCUCAAUUCUCCUUAACUACCGUAAAAGCAACUGCAGCACUCCGCAUAACUAUAUUCGGUUCUCCCGACGAUUUUCUACAGAAAUUCCUCUGCAAGGAUCAGACGAGUUCAGUUUUCCUGUAAAAGCUGUAAUCUCCCUGCUCGAUUCUUAUCACGAUGCUUCUGGCUUACCCUGGUGGGUUGUAAUAUCAUCGUCUACAGUGGCUUUGAGGCUUGCAUUGUUUCCUCAAAAAGUUUUGCAACUCAAAAAAUUGAAGAGGAUAGCAGAGCUGCUGCCUAAACUACCUCCACCAUUUCCACCGCCUCUGUCUGGACGAAGUUUCAGAGAUCAGCUUACCCUUUUCUUCAAGGAAAAGAAGACUGCUGGGUGCCCGUCACUUUUUUGGUUUAUUUCAUCACUGGUCAUUGAGGUCCCCUGCUUUUUUGUGUGGCUAAUGAGCAUCCGUAGGAUGUCGUUAAAUAAUCACCCUGGUUUUGAUAGUGGAGGAACUUUAUGGUUUGAGAAUUUGACUGAAUAUCCACAUGGUACACUGGGUCCUAUUUUCCCACUGAUAAUUGCAGGCCUGCAUUUCACCAUUGUUCAGAUUUCUCUUCAGAGACAUUCACGUGAGAAUUUACAAGGUUUAUUGGGAUCAUUAAUGAAGAUAUACAAGAUUUAUUUGGAACUGCUGACUUUGCCUAUCUUGGUUGCUACAUUCAAUGUUCCUCAGGGGAGCUUGAUAUAUUGGCUGACAAAUAGCUCUAUGAGCCUGACACAGAUAGUGAGCUUACAAAACCCCAAAUUUCUUGAUCUUCUUGGGAUUCCUAAAAUGAAUGCUGCAGCUCUUGCUCCAACUGAGCAAGAAAGACAAAGCUCAGCAGCAGCAGCAGCAGGUAAUAUUAUUCGUACAAAGGACGGUCAGAUCUCUGUAGAAACACUAUCACCUGAAGAAUUGGUUUCUUAUUCAGUCAAAAUCUUAACUGAUGGCCGUAAGGAUACUGCAAUUAGAUAUCUAAGAAUUGCUCUUGAAAAGGAUCCUGGAAAUGUAAGAGCUUUGCUUAUUAUGGGGCAGACAUUAAUUCAAAAUAAACAAUUUGCAGAGGCGGUUGACUACUUAGAAAAGGCAAUUUCAAAGCUCCGCGAUGCCAACUAUCCUACAGAAGUUGAAAAGGUCGAUCAUCUGAUUCUUUCAUCUCUAUGGGCUGGUAUUGCUAAUGUGAAGCAGGGAAAGAUGGAGGAGGGUCUUCAGCAUCUCGAAAGAAUAGGUCAAUUAGAAGAGCCUGAGGAUUCUAAGAGCAAGGCACACUACUAUGAUGGUUUACUUGUUCUUUCAAGUGCUUUGCUUAAUGUGGACCGUAAAGCUGAGGCAUUAAAAUACUUGCAAAAGGCUGCUGCUUAUAACCCUGAGUACAAUGUGUAUUUGGAACAACUGGAAGCAGAGACACAGGAUUUUACAAGCGAUCUAGUUAACAGCAGGAGGGAAUUCUAAGCUAGCACAACUAGUACAGCAACCAAAGGGGCACAUCCAAAUUCUUCCGUAAGCCUUUGGUGGAUGGAUGACCAUGAUGCCUCCGACACAUACAAGUUAAUCGAAUAACGCUCUCCUCCAUGAUGGUCCGGUACUACACCCUGACUGAAUUCAUACGUUCCAUUUGAUUGUUUAUGUUUUUUGUACAAUACACCCUGACUCAAUUUAUAUGUUCUAUCUGAUUGAUUAUGUUAUCGUACAAUAAUAGGGGGAUGAGUUAUUAUGCCAGAAUUGUGAUGAUGAUUAGUGUUUGAAAGAUUUUGAUUGCUGCAAAAACAAGCAUGAUAUUGAUUAUUUGAUUGUUAGACUGUGCACUCUCAUUCCUAGCUUUUGAAUUAAUUUUAUACAUACAUCACAUAUCUGUUUCUUGUUAUUUGAUUUUGGGUCGGCAUCUGGUAUCUGACUAAGCUCGGCAUCGCCAUUCCUCCUGUGUAAUCCAACGAUUACUAC
Messenger RNA from Andrographis paniculata, 2314 nucleotides. Its product is annotated as ALBINO3-like protein 2, chloroplastic. The transcript is spliced from 14 exons. Lineage: Eukaryota; Viridiplantae; Streptophyta; Magnoliopsida; Lamiales; Acanthaceae. Gene Ontology annotation, molecular function: protein binding; membrane insertase activity. Gene Ontology annotation, biological process: protein insertion into mitochondrial inner membrane from matrix; mitochondrial respiratory chain complex IV assembly. The record is from RefSeq and is a predicted model, not a curated record. Bases 200 to 1825 code for a protein of 541 amino acids. Gene Ontology annotation, cellular component: mitochondrial inner membrane.